AUGUCUGAGUUCUCCUCUGAUGCUGCGGCGCCAUGGGCCACCACCGAGGGGUCCAGUGAAUCCUGGGCCGACUCUCCCUUUCCGGCCCUCGAGGACCAGCAACAAGCAAGCGCCACCACGGACUCGGGCGCCAAGAAAACUGCCCAAGCAGACAAGGAAGCCGGAGAGAACAAGGGCCUGGACAAGCUAGCCGCGGACCUGGGCGACGCCCUGGACACGGACAAGGAGAGCAAAUCUGCCGAGGCCGCGGAGACUGCCAAGGAUGCGCCACCGGCGGCUGCUCCGUCUUUCUCCAGCAAGCUCUUGAUCGAUGUCGAGGGCGUCGACCUUGACAUUCAGCGCUCAGACAAGUCCUCCCCACUCUACUCGGCACUCACCUUUGAAGAUGUCGGCAAGCAACCCGAUACCCUUCCCAUCCGCGAGCAGGUGUUGAUCAACUGUUAUGCCAAGGGCUUCAAGCAGCCCUCCAAGAUUCAGUCUGCAGCUCUCCCCAUCCUCCUGCGCAAUUCCCCGGAACUGGGUCGGCCCGAGAACCUCAUUUUCCAAUCACAGGCUGGUACUGGCAAGACAGCUGCAUUUUCCCUCAACCUUCUCACCCGCUGUGAUCCCAGCAUCAAACUGCCCCAGGCCAUCUACACAGCGCCAACCUUUUUACUGUGCCAACAAACACUCAAGACCAUUGAUGAAUUGGCCCAAGAUACGGGUGCGACCCGCCUAAACACUUUUAAUGGUACGACCGCACCCAACUUCACAAAGGGCAAGAUCACGCAGCAGAUCGUCGUGGGCACGCUGGGCCGUUUGGCCAACCAAGCUGUCGGUGCUCCUCGCAACCGACAAUUCGACUUCAAAAACAUCAAGUACUUUGUCAUCGACGAGGCUGACGACCUUCUGGCCAAACCUAAUAGUCGCGCUGACAUUGACAAAAUUAUGGGCAAACUUGACAAGAAUGUCCAGGUCAUCUUGCUCUCGGCCACUUUUGAGGAAGGCGUCAUGGAGUUUGCUCUCAAGACGGCGCCCGAACCGCGUGCCGUUAUUACUCUUCCCAUCAAGGAGGUUACUUUGGACAACGUCAAGCAGCUUUACAUCCAGUGCCGUAAUGACGAUGAAAAGUUCCGGGCUCUUUGCGAAAUUUACGAAGCCGUCAACGUUGGUCAGACGGUCAUCUUUGUCAAGGAACGUGGGGUGGCUUUUGACCUGGCAAAGCGCCUCAUGGCCGAGCGAUUCACCGUGGAGGUACUUGUUGGUGGAAAAGAUAUGAACAAGCAGCAGCAAGAUGCCGUGCUCACUCGCUUCCGUCGUGGCGAGAGCAAGGUCUUGAUUACCACUGAUAUCCUGGCUCGCGGUAUUGAUGUUCCCCAAGUGUCGCUUGUGGUCAACUUCAACCUGCCCGUAGAUAUGGAUGAGAAACAACAUCGCCUCUCCAUCAGUUUUGAAAAAUAUGCGCACCGCAUUGGGCGCGCGGGUCGCUUCGGCAAAAAGGGAACGGCCAUCACCAUGGUGCUGCCUCAGGAAGAGCAGCAAAUCAAACUGAUUGAGCAGCACUAUAGCCACCCCAUUGAACUCGUCAACGUCUUUUCUGAUGAGUUUGCGGAAGCCGCCAAAGACGCAGAGAAUUAA
Messenger RNA from Monosiga brevicollis MX1, 1617 nucleotides. RefSeq lists its product as uncharacterized. The transcript is spliced from 8 exons. Gene Ontology annotation, molecular function: ATP binding; translation initiation factor activity. Bases 1 to 1617 code for a protein of 538 amino acids. Gene Ontology annotation, cellular component: cytoplasmic stress granule. NCBI's taxonomy places the organism in Eukaryota, Choanoflagellata, Craspedida, Salpingoecidae. The record is from RefSeq and is a predicted model, not a curated record. Gene Ontology annotation, biological process: cytoplasmic translational initiation.